GUCCUAAUAAAAAAAGAAAAAAUUUAGAAAGGGUCGAAGAAACUAAAUAUAAUCUUCGUAGAGGUCCCAGGAAAGAUUACAAAGAUGGACCUUCAAAACGUUCACCAAAAAGGAGAAGGCGCCAUUAU
Entrophospora candida is the source of this 128-nucleotide messenger RNA. The record is from the annotation of a GenBank genome assembly. NCBI's taxonomy places the organism in Eukaryota, Fungi, Glomeromycota, Glomeromycetes, Entrophosporales, Entrophosporaceae.